This is a messenger RNA of Postia placenta MAD-698-R-SB12, 1536 nucleotides long. RefSeq lists its product as hypothetical. The transcript has 4 exons. NCBI's taxonomy places the organism in Eukaryota, Fungi, Basidiomycota, Agaricomycetes, Polyporales, Adustoporiaceae. The record is from RefSeq and is a predicted model, not a curated record. Bases 1 to 1536 code for a protein of 511 amino acids.
AUGACGGUCUGGGCGUCCUGUACGUCAACCGGUGACAAUCCCCACCAUAACAGGCGUCCUCCUCAGCUUGACUCGCCCCCAGCAUACUCAUACUGCAAGAUCCACCUCAACUCGAUACUUAGCCAUCUGCUGAUAGCAAUGUCGUUGACUUCAUUUGAAGGCAUUGAUGCUAGGCCCCAAAUUGGACAAAAAAUAGAGCAGGUUGAGGAUAGCAGCACCCAGUCUAUUACAUCUCCCGCCACCGACUCGUGCGCGCCAGGGUUACCAUUGGAACUACACGAGAACAUCAUCGAUUGCAUCCGCACAGGGGCAAGAUGGGGUUUAGGAGAGGCAGAGCGCCAGACAUUGAUUGCGUGCGCCCUCACUUGUAGAAGUUGGCUGCCCAGGAGCCUCGCAAAUCUCGUGCAUACCAUUCAUCUUGACGAACGCUCUCGAAUGAUCGCUGUCGCGGCGCUGUUGGAGGCCAGGCCCUUCUUACGACCCAUGGUUACAAAUGUAUCCAUUUCUAACACGGGUAUAAGUGGCCCUGAAGACUCAAACUUGCCUCCUUUGCCCAUCUUCCCCGUGCUGUUCAUGCGCAAGAUGUCCACCUUGCAACAUCUCACAAUUUCCUUCCAUACAUUCCCAAGUGCGACCACAAGGGACUUCUACCAGUGCUUUGCAGAAUUCACUAGCAUCACCUCUCUGAACCUUUCGUCUGUCGAGUUCUCGUCCGCACACGACUUCGCACAUCUCAUCUUGAUCAUGCCCAACCUCCGAGAAUUGACCCUCUCCAACGUGAAGUGGUCAAAUCACGGCAUUCUUCCAGCACUCCUUCCACCGGGCGUGUCUCGCCCGCGACUUGCGGUUCUCAGAAAUAUGAACUUUCUAACGUCCAAGGCCAGUGCCGAGGAAUUCAUGGCUGCGGCACUCGUGUGGAAGGAUGUCAUAGACUUGUUGACCGGUCAUCAGCUGCCCCUCCCUCUCGAGGAUUUACCCUUCUUCGAUCUCAAUUUCUGCUCAGGCGGCUUUCGGCUUGUGGAUUUGCGGACGAUGGACAUGGGCCGACUCCUGCGCUAUGCCGGUGCCGACUUACGCAGUUUGUCAUUAGCCAUUGGAGCUGGUGACAUGGAGGCAAUGUCCGCAAAAGACAUCAUCAACACCGAGAACAACUGCGAGUGGAUCCCAUGCUUGCUCGCGCAAAUCAUCUCAUCACGGCUGCGCAAAUGUAUGAUUGUCGUGAACACCGUUCCUUCAUUCAACGCCGACGUCGUACAGAAGACGUGGGACCUGUUCACACCGCAGAUCUGUUCGUCCAUAGACACCAUUCUCACUCAUACGAGGUGCUCGGGAUUACGACAGGUUAUUUUCGUGAUGAAGGGCAUAUCACGAUCUAAAACUUGGUAUGAGAAUGGGAGGAUCAAGCACGCAGAAUUUGAGCGUUCCCGGUUUCCAAAGUUGUACGACCGGGGAAUACUGUCUUGCAUGUUUUUCGGAGACGAAAGACACAAAGAGUAUCUUGGGGGGUUAAGAUCACGAGCUUGUGCAUGUAGAUGA